Molecule: messenger RNA, 840 nt
Organism: Nannospalax galili (Upper Galilee mountains blind mole rat)
Lineage: Eukaryota; Metazoa; Chordata; Mammalia; Rodentia; Spalacidae
Gene: Tprg1
Product: tumor protein p63 regulated 1
Exons: 5
Coding region: 1-840 (279 amino acids)
Cellular component (GO): cytoplasm
Source: RefSeq, a predicted model, not a curated record
AUGUCAACAAUUGGAAGCUUUGAAGGAUUUCAGCCUGUGUCUCUGAAGCAAGAGGGAGAUGACCAACCCUCUGAGACUGAGUGCCUGUCAUUGGAGGAGGGGGACUCCGACAAGGACCCAGUGCCAAGGCAGAUUUCAAGGCAGUCAAGCACGACUAAGUCAACACUUUUCCCCAAUCCUUAUCAGCAGCCCUACGUUUCACGGAAAUACUUUGCUACAAGGCCAGGGGCCAUUGAGAUGGCUGUGGAAGACUUGAAAGGCCACAUAACACAGACUUCCGGAGAGACCAUUCAAGGCUUCUGGCUCCUGACAGAGAUAGACCACUGGAACAAUGAGAAGGAGAAGGUCCUGCUGCUCACAGACAAGACCCUCCUGAUCUGCAAAUACGAUUUCAUCAUGCUAAGCUGUGUGCAAGUACAGCACGUUCCUCUGAGUGCUGUCUGUCGUGUCUGCCUGGGCACAUUUGCCUUCCCACGGAUGUCUUUUGACAAGAGACCAGGAGAAGGUCUUAGGAUCUACUGGGGGAGUGCGGAGGAGCAGUCCCUACUGUCUCGCUGGAACCCAUGGUCCACUGUCGUUCCAUAUGCUACUUUUACUGAGCACCCUAUGCAACACACCAGUGAGAAGUUCCUUGAAAUUUGCAAGUUGUCUGGGUUCACAUCCAAGCUUGUUCCAGCUAUCCGGAAUGCCCACAAGAAUUCCACUGGAUCUAGAAGAGGAACUGAAUUGAUGGUGUUAACCCAACCCAUUCUGAUAGAGACCUACACUGGGCUCAUGUCAUUUAUUGGAAACCGCAACAAACUCGGCUAUUCCCUUGCCCGUGGGAGCAUUGGCUUUUGA